Messenger RNA from Planococcus citri (citrus mealybug), 3871 nucleotides. RefSeq lists its product as uncharacterized. The transcript is spliced from 17 exons. The record is from RefSeq and is a predicted model, not a curated record. NCBI's taxonomy places the organism in Eukaryota, Metazoa, Arthropoda, Insecta, Hemiptera, Pseudococcidae. The coding region runs from base 212 to 3757 and encodes 1181 amino acids.
AAAAAAUUUUGAUGAUUCGUUACCGCUUUUUGAAUUCACGAGAUAACAGGAAACGAGGAUAAAAAUUCAGUGAGAAAAAUGUUCGUAAUUUAAUAAGUUAUUCAUCAAAUUGAUCACACGUAACAUUUCUGCGAAAGAAAAAUGCGUUAAAAUACGUUAUUUUACGCCCAUUUUGUGACUGUGUAUCGACGACUGUUCUUCAUCGUUUGAAAUGGACCGGCUAAAUCAUAUCGCUUCGGAAGCUGAGAACCGUUUUUUAGAUAUAAGCCCUCAAAACUCACCUAGACCUCAAGCUUCCUCGACGUUAAUGGUAAAAGGAAACGAAAGUGAUUUCAUUAGCAAAACGCCCAAAAAACCGGAAUCGUCUACAUUGUUUUCAACCACUUCUUCUCUUGGAGUUAUUGACAUUGAUAAAGCAUCACUAUUAUCAGAAAAAGAAUUCGAUACUUGGAGUCCUCAACAAUCAACUCCAUUUCAUGAACGUUUAAUCUCGGAAUACCAGUCUCAAUCUUUGAACCAGUUGAAAAAACGACUCGAUGAGCUAUCGUUUAGGAAUUCUUCGUUUUCCUCGGAAUCUGUCCAGAAUGUUCCUGGCACUAGUAACGAAACUUAUAAUAUUUCUAACAAUGUGUUCCGGGAUAAUUUACGUAGCUCGACGUCUUCUUCUAAUCAAUUAGUUACAUCGAGUUCUUCGCAAAAUGGAGAAUUUCAAUCAGGUAAUUUGGCGGUACUGAAGUUGGAUGAAGAUCAAAAGGAAAACCGAAAGAUGUUCGCUUCAUUACCGGUUUCACCGAUGAAUAUUUCUGAAAACUCGCUGGAGAGUUGCGAUGAAAAAGAGAAGCAAUUUUCGGAAUUCGUUCAAAUGAAAUGUUAUCCACCGGAAGAUAUCUCUCAAAUACUACGCAAUAAAAUAGAUCAAACUUUCGAAGAAAGAAAGAAAGCCAAUGAACAAAAACAUGUCAGUUCAACGACGGAUACAAACCAGUCCUCUAAAGAUCUCCCGACUGUUCCGAAAUUGCAACCUUGUCAAUCAGAGACUUUUCAACGCCUACUGCAACAUUCGUUCAUGGAUACUUCAUCGUUUAGUUCCACUUUGGAUAUGUCUUCUUCGAACAGUAUCGCUAGUAUUAACGAAAUAGCCGAAUUAUUAAAACGACAAUCGCUUUUGGCGAUGCCGAAACGAGCUGUCGAAGAAUUAUUAUCUUUGGGUAAACCUAAAUCGAAACCGGCUAAUGUUGUUCCUUGUCCGAGUAAUCCGUCGCUGGAUAUUCCUUACAUUAGUUUGAGCGAAUUUUCUUCUCGAAAUACAACUUUAAUAAGUGCAUCAGAAAGCUUCAAUUUACGUGGAAAGCCAUCUGAGAAUAUCAUGAGCAGCACUGUUCGCGAUGACGUUGCAUCGAAUAUAGUAAAUCGUGAAAUUCUCCAGAAAACAUCUCCCGUUAAAAACAUCGACGCAACUUUAUCAAAUAACGCAGACUCCAGUAAACGUCUAUUCUCAAUAAAACUGCCAUCCAACUCAACCACAGAAAUAGCUACGACUCCAGAGGAUCAUCUAGCUCGAGACUUCAUCGACUUGAACGCUAUCUCUGACGAGCCAUCCACGAACGACACGACUGCUCGACAAAAUAACCUCAAAGCAGCUCCGAUGCAACGUAUCUCCAAUCACAGUUUACUAUCGGCCGAUGUUUUAGAAAACGACGUUAUAUUCGCCGGCACCUUAUGCGUUGGCACGUUGGCCGAAGUCAUCUGCGUAGUCGAAAAUCCAACCGACGAACCUCUAAAUUAUAAAAUUCGUCUUCAGUCGAUCGUUUCAACGGCCGGAGUUUCAUCUGGGUAUCCAGCUGCCUCAGUUAUGUUAGCUUCGACCCAAGACCACGUAGUAUUUCAGCCUCGAAGCGAGACCGAUAUCAACGUAAUGGUCACUCCUUUGGUCGAAGGCAAAAUACGUGUAACGCUGCAAUUGAUCAGCGACGAUAAAAAAUGCUCGAAUAUAAUCAGAUUAAUCGAAGUGAUCGGUGAAAUGCCCAAGUUCAGGAUACUCGAGCCUCGUAACGGAGUAGCCCAAUUCGGUGUACUGAAUGAAACGACGAAUAAAAGUCUCCCUCUGAUAUUACAAAACGACGGCACUUCCAAAUUACCUUUGAAACUAAUGCUCUACGAAACCGAUCGUAAUCCUGUAUGCUCCAAGGUGGUCGUCAACCCUGGCGAAACAUUACGCGGUGAAAUUCAUCUCAAUACGAGUCAUCUGAUGACGUUCAACAGUGAUAAAUUACGUUUGGAUGGAAAACUCAUUGUUUUUCUCGAUAAAACCGAAGGAAUUCCGUUGAAACUUCCGUUAAUCGAGACAAUACUUCUGACUGCCGAAAUCAUGAGAAACGAUUUUAUCGUAAUCGAUAACGAACUGCCUAUCGUUCUGAGAUCCGGGUCAGUUCUGCAGUCUGUGGUUGAAUUUUUAAACGUUAGAAAUAAUGGACCGAAACCAGUCGAUGUUUAUGCUGAAAUCGAUAAGUCUUCGGAAUUCAGUAUCGAACCGAAAUGUAUUCAGGUGUCUUCUCAAGAAAGCAGAACUUUCGAAGUUACUUUUAAACCGAAUUCGAUUAAUAAUUCGAGGGACGCUGAUUUGUAUUUAACAGUAAAAAAUACGAAUAAAAGAAUCCCAGUCAGAUUAAUUGGAAUUGUUGACAAUAAACCUGCACCUUUGUCUACUGUUAAUUCUCCAGCAAGAUCUCGUAAUCAGUCGUACAAAUCUAUUACAUCGAGUGGCUCUUCGUCCACCGGAAGUUCUGUAGCUUACGAUGGAAUAAUGGAACUGGAUUCCACUCACAGUUCAUUAUCCUGGGCAAGUGUUUCAAUACAUACGAGAAAAAUACAGACGUUCACGUUACGUAAUCGAAGCCCUUCUAAAGAAAAACUCUUGCUGACGAUUUCGGAUUCUUUUAAUUUUUUCAAAUUCGUGGAGAACGAAUCGUACGUCAAAGAGCUCAGAUUGACCCUGGAAUCGAAAGAAAGUCGUAAAAUAUCGGUUGCUUUCACACCCGCCGUUUCAGAUAAACCAAUCAACGGAAAAAUCACCAUCGUACGAAGGAACGUUUUACUCGAAUCGUCUUUGGGUGAUUUUCAAAAACGAGUGAUACCCUUAUUUGGGGUCGGAGGCAGUGUCAAAAUGGUCUUCAACGGUGUAUUCCAUGAUAACGAAGAUCGUCUGUGGAUCAAUUGCGAAUCACAAUCAUUCGAGACGAAAUUCAUCUUGGAAAACGUCGGAGACGCCGAAGCUUUCGUUAAAAUCACUUCCGACGAAUUGGAUGACCGAAUUCACCCCGACGAAUGCACUCUGCUGCCUUCGGAAUCGGUUGAAAUCAAUUAUAAUCUCAACCUGAGCACUGAUAGACUCGAUAUGCUCUGUAAACAGAAUUCUCAUAAGGAAGUAACUCUAGUUAAUAAAUUGACUGUGUAUUCCGGUAACGAAUCUAAUCGUCUGAGGCUCAAAAAAAUAUGGAAUAAGCAUCCAGAGUUCGAUAAAAUACAAAAGAUACGAGAUAAAAUGGAUAUUCUAAAUUUCGAUAGCACUAGUCGACUGCAAAUUGAUUCAUUACGCGAUGAUAAAACUGUGUUCUCGAAAUUAUUAUACGAAAGUGUAACCGAACAUACCAUAGGAGUACUCAUCCCUCGUCAAAAUUUAGAAAAUGUUUCACUCGAUUCGACGGUGAUAUUCCAAGAUUUAAAUAAUUUUACUAUAGAUCACGCGUUCAAUUGUUAAUUUAUCUUGUACUUGUACAUUCCAUUUUUAACAUUUUUAGUAUUUUUUAAAAAUCGUUUUACCCAAUAAAAUAUCGUGUUUUAAUUUAUAAAUAUACUAUUGUAUCGUUCGUAA